Messenger RNA from Argentina anserina (silverweed cinquefoil), 981 nucleotides. RefSeq names its product peroxidase 60. Bases 1 to 981 code for a protein of 326 amino acids. Gene Ontology annotation, molecular function: peroxidase activity; heme binding. The transcript is spliced from 4 exons. Gene Ontology annotation, biological process: response to oxidative stress; hydrogen peroxide catabolic process. The record is from RefSeq and is a predicted model, not a curated record. NCBI's taxonomy places the organism in Eukaryota, Viridiplantae, Streptophyta, Magnoliopsida, Rosales, Rosaceae. Gene Ontology annotation, cellular component: plasmodesma; plant-type cell wall.
AUGAAAAUGUCUAGCAAUGCUCUAGUGGCGGUAGGGAUCUUUGGACUCAUAUUUGUGAGCCUCACAGGGCAAUGUUUUGGGGAACUGGAGGUGGGGUUCUACAAGAGAAGAUGCUUUGCUGAUGUUGAAAGUGUAGUAGCUGGGGUAGUCAGGGCAAAGUUCUUUGCGGACUCAACAAUUGCUGCUGCCCUCGUUCGCAUGCAGUUCCAUGAUUGCUUUGUUAAUGGAUGUGACGCAUCAAUUCUACUAGAUGGAGCGUCUAGUGAGAAAACAGCUGGUCCGAAUCUCAGUGUACGGGGUUAUGAUGUAAUUGAUGCCGCAAAAAAAGCUGUCGAACUUGUAUGCCGAGGAGAGGUUUCCUGCUCUGAUAUCAUUGUAAUGGCUACCAGAGAUGCUGUAAAUCUGAGUGGAGGAGGGCGAUACACUGUUCAAACCGGGAGAAGGGAUGGCUUUGUAUCUCUUGCAUCAAUUGUUCGUCUCCCAUCUCCAUCAAUUUCAGUGAGUCAAUCUGUUGCAGCAUUCGCUAGAAAAGGACUCGAUGCCACUGACAUGGUUUAUCUUCUUGGCGGUCACACUAUUGGGGUGGCACAUUGUAAUCUCUUCGAAGACCGUCUUUACAAUUUCCAAAACACUGGCAGACCUGACCCGAGCAUGGAUUCAUCAUUGAUGCAACAGCUUAGAUCUAUCUGCCCUCAAAAUUCAGGAGGCAGUAAAACUGCUAAUCUUGACCAGAACGUAACAAGUUCAUUCACUGUUGACAACUCAUUCUACAAGCAAAUACUGACCAGGAGAGGAGUUCUUCAAAUCGACCAAGAGCUAGCUUUCGACCCCAUAACGAAGUCCACAGUGACAACAAUUGCCAACAGUGUAAGCUUCUCCGAGAAAUUUGGGCAGGCCAUGGUGAAGUUAGGAGCAGUGGAAGUACUUACAGGCACGCAAGGGGAGAUCAGGAAAUCAUGCAGAGCAGUUAAUACUCCUUGA